Molecule: messenger RNA, 1908 nt
Organism: Pollicipes pollicipes
Lineage: Eukaryota; Metazoa; Arthropoda; Thecostraca; Pollicipedomorpha; Pollicipedidae
Exons: 2
Coding region: 148-450 (100 amino acids)
Source: RefSeq, a predicted model, not a curated record
CGCAGCGCCGCCGCAGUGGCCUGUGUCGACUGCUGAGCGACGGGAGAUGUCGCCAGCCCGGCACGCCGUCCGCGGUGAGAGGCGGUGAGAACGUGCGUCAGGCGGUGAGCGCGGGGUGGACGGCGCGCUCCGGCCACCCCAGAUAAGAUGGACAACAGCGCAUUCACGCCGGAGCCCUGCGACCGACCGGACGGCGCGGACGGACCGCCGUCGACGACCGAGGUGGCGCUCGAGAUGCGGCCGUGCCACGCGACCGAGGAGAGCCAGCCGUUGUGCCAGUGCGACAAACACUGCGUGUGCGGCGAGCCGGCGGCGCGACCGGCCGACGCGCCGCAGGUGCGGCUCAAGCAGUGGAACCGCGCCAAGACGGCGGCGCUGGUGGCCGGCGUGGCGGCGCUGCUCGUCUGGUGCGGUGUCAUGGUCGCCAUGGGCCACUACGGUGUGCUCUGAGCCGAUGGCGACGUGCCGCCGCAGCGCGGCACUGCGCAACGCUCGGCGUAGGCGUGUCUGCAGCUGGCGCAAAAACGCCCGCAGACUGCCCUGGAAGCCAGGCGGCGGCCAUGCGCUCAAUGUCGCCUGCUGCCGCCCGACGCUCCGGCACGGAACAGCGGGCGGUGUCUGCUGCUGCCGAGGCGGCACCGUUCUCCAGGCGCCGUGGCUGAGGUUGGGAGACUGCCGGCGUGUUGUCCCGACGCCUGUUCCCGUCAGCGCUGCCGUGUGAGCACAGACCACACGCCGUCCCGCCGUCUCUCCGCUGCUCGGAGGUGCCUGUGCGGCUCUGCUGCGGGAGACAGAAGAGCCAUCUGUCGGCGGCCGUGACAGGCGCGGCGGCAACGACCCGUCCCUGUCAAGUACGCGGCAUGAUAGCUACCUCAGCUGUCAGACAAACACAGGCCACCGCGAACUCUUACCGCCUGCGGUGCGGGACGGAGCAGUCCCGGUGGGCUGCGGCAUUGAAGCAUAGGUCCCGCCCGCCUCAUAGGGAGAGACAGACGACUGGUGAGCUGCGCGAUUGGUUUUCGUCUCCUGGACUCUGCAAUGUGAAAGGGGGUCACCUCCCUGUGCUUAUUGCAUUUAUUUUCGCGACGCGAUAUUCGCUUCAAAAUUGUUUACCUUAUCUGAAUUGCAUUGGUAUUAAAAUUAGAAUCGCUUUUUUAGUAAAUCCUACUGAAAUUAAUUGAGACAAACUUAAGAGCCAAGUACGUACUAUCGACAACAGUGUUGUUCCCACUCCGGGUUCUUUAUGUUGAUAUUUGUCAAACGUGCGCUUUUCCGUCGCAAUUCGUAUGUAAAGUUCUUGCCUCAGCGAAGGCCAAAUGGCAAUUUCGCACCGCAGACUGGCACUAGGCUAUUUGGCGGUGUCAGACGCAUUGGCGCAUAAUGGGAAUGACUGGUGCGCUAUCAGCCACGCCAAGUUUUAUGAAAAAAGCUUUAAACUUUUACAAUGGGAGGUGCAUUAUCGUCAUUCUCUAUCCAUGCUGAUGUGCUGAUAUGGACAACUGGCAAAACCGGCGAACAAAUAACGACUGAAGAGGCUUACAAUUGGCAAAAAAGGACGCCAUAAAAAUCACCGAAAGACCUGGAACAUUUCCUUCACAUCAAUCGCAAGAGUUGUUAUGCCCUUCUCAGCCUGCCUCGUGUGAAGUCACGGCCGGCUGGCCUUCUUAGCCUGCCUCUUGUGCACCCACGGUCGGAUGACCUCCUCAGCCUGAUAAUGAAGAAUGUGAUGAAGGCUUCCCGGCAAGAAAACCUGGCAUACGGCCCUGUGCGGGUUUCUGUUUUCCAAUGUAAACUAUGCUAAUAGUGGGCAAUACGGUGACAUGACGAUCAAAUGCACAGCUCGAACGGAAAGGCUGUGAUAUCGAGAUGAACAUGUUUUGAAGAAAUAAGAUGUACCGCAUACGCGAA